AUGCGUCUUAUCCAGGUCCUCGCUCUCGCCCCUGCGCUCGCCGUGGCACAGGAACAAGUUCCUCUUGCGGAUCGUUUUCAGGGUUGGCUCGACAAGGCCAAGGCUUAUCUGCCAACUGCUACCCCCGUAGUGCCUGCUGCUGUUGAGAAGGUCCAGAAGGUGGUUGAACAGAAAAAGAUCCAGGAGAAGCCCGUCACUCAGCUGAACCUGACCAACUGGGAGUCGAUUCUGGAGCCAGCCUCGGAUCCUCAGGACUGGUUUGUCUUCGUCACUGGUGGCAAUAAGACAUGCUUCGGACGCUGUGAUCAAGCGGAUAAGUCUUUCAACGAAUCCGUCAUUCUGUUCUCCGCCGAUCCCACCUCUCCGAAUCUUGCACGUCUGGACUGUGAGGCGAACCAGGUUCUCUGUGCUGCUUGGUCUGCGAGUGCUCCCUCAAUUUGGCACUUUGAGGUUCCCCAGGCCCAGCUGGGUGAGGGUCGCGCUCCCACCACUCUUCACACUGCACACCUCAACACGACCACCGUUACUCCUGAGACAAUCUAUAAGCUUCACUCGGAGAAGCACUUCGAGACGAGCCCGGCCUACGAGGGUGUCUUGCACCCCACUGAUGGCUUCUUCGCUAAGAACGGGCUUCUUCUUCCGCUUGGCUAUGUCAUGUGGGGUUUCGGCUCUAUCCCGAGCUGGCUCUUCAUGCUCUUCAUCAGCUUCUUCAGCAGGACCUUCAUUCAAUUGGACUUGUCCAUCUGCCAUACAAUUAACCACUACAACCACGUCACAAUCCCCCCAAAUCGGUCGAAAACUUACCAUACAAUGGCCGACUUCGAGCGCGCAACCCCUUCAACGGCAGCUUACGUCGUCGCGACGGCCAUCGUCGCCGGAAUUACGGGCUACUUCAUUGGCCAAGGCUCCUCGCUCGGCCUCUUCUCCAACAGAGAGAAAGAGGGGUGGCCGAACAGCUACAACGUGAAAGUGCACCGCGAUUCGUCCGAUGAGGAGUUCGAGGAGGAUGAGGAGGAGGAGAGUGAAGAUGAGGGCGACGGCUCCGAGUUGGCGAGUUUUGACGACACCGCCGAGGAAAUCAAGUUGGUAUUGGUCGUGAGGACGGACCUGGGCAUGACCAAGGGCAAAAUCGCCGCUCAAUGCUCACACGCCACGUUGGCUUGCUACAAGUACCUCACUACGCACACACCGAACUCGCCCUUGCUCCGUCGGUGGGAAUCGCAGGGUCAAGCGAAGAUCGCGCUGCAGGUCAAGUCCGAGGAGGAGAUGGAGAUGAUGUAUGCGCAGGCGAUCAGUCUGGGACUUUGCGCGCGCGUGAUUACGGAUGCUGGGCGCACACAGAUUGCUAGCGGAAGUCGGACGGUGUUGGGUGUCCUGGGCCCCAAGAGUAUUGUGGACGGGGUGACGGGGCAUCUGAAGCUGUUGUAA
This is a messenger RNA of Aspergillus saccharolyticus JOP 1030-1, 1428 nucleotides long. Its product is annotated as aminoacyl-tRNA hydrolase. The transcript has 5 exons. Gene Ontology annotation, cellular component: mitochondrion; cytosol. The coding region runs from base 1 to 1428 and encodes 475 amino acids. NCBI's taxonomy places the organism in Eukaryota, Fungi, Ascomycota, Eurotiomycetes, Eurotiales, Aspergillaceae. The record is from RefSeq and is a predicted model, not a curated record. Gene Ontology annotation, molecular function: peptidyl-tRNA hydrolase activity.